Messenger RNA from Porites lobata, 414 nucleotides. The record is from the annotation of a GenBank genome assembly. Lineage: Eukaryota; Metazoa; Cnidaria; Anthozoa; Scleractinia; Poritidae.
AAUCCACAACCCCAUGCUGUUAGGAGCCAGCACCAUUGGCGGGCGACUAUUUUCAGUUCCUCCACAAGAAAAGUCACUUACCGCUUCUUUGACCUGACCGAAUUUAAUCAAGCCUUCGCAAGACAAAACAUUCUUUCGCUAAAAGAACGAGUAAGAUGGAACGGGGAACUAGAAAUAACAGAGCGCGAUGAAGAGGAGUAUGAUCCCAGACAAGCUCUCCUUGCUGCCAAAAGCAAAGCCCAUGGAGGUGCACCGAAAACCAGGAUCACAUGCAUAAGUAAUUUAGUAGUUGGGCCUGGAGAGGGUCGCGCUACCCGCGAAGUAGACCUUAUUUGGUCGCUAAAUCUUUACAACACUGCACAUUUAGGGAAGAUGUGCAUUAGACUAUAUGUAAGCCGUAUUCAACUUGUAUAG